Molecule: messenger RNA, 1488 nt
Organism: Papilio polytes (common Mormon)
Lineage: Eukaryota; Metazoa; Arthropoda; Insecta; Lepidoptera; Papilionidae
Product: atrial natriuretic peptide receptor 2-like
Exons: 7
Coding region: 1-1488 (495 amino acids)
Biological process (GO): cGMP biosynthetic process; intracellular signal transduction; receptor guanylyl cyclase signaling pathway
Molecular function (GO): guanylate cyclase activity; peptide receptor activity
Source: RefSeq, a predicted model, not a curated record
AUGUCGCUGGUGCCACCUGGCGGUGCGGAUUCGCCGAGUCCAAGGCGCGCUGUCAGCCCGCUCCUUGAGAUGCGGCGGCCGCAUUGCACCCUGGCCUGCGAUUACUGCGCGGCCAUCUUGGAAGACAAGUUCAAACGGAAUACGGAUAUGAGAAAUCGAGGGACAUCUCCGCUGUCGGCGUCACCGAGACAAUCACUGACGGGUGAACCCCCCUGGACACUACCGGAAGAUGACCGUCCCGACUUCUCAGCCUUGAAAGAAAAUAUUCAGAAAAUAAACAAAGAUUGCGAGACUUCGACACGUUUGGACGUUUUACUGACACAAGUGGAACAAUACGCGAACAACUUGGAAGCUCUAGUCGAGGAGAGGACUUCCGACUAUCUGGAGGAGAAGAGGAAAUGUGAGGAGUUGUUGUAUCAACUGUUACCUAAAUCGGUGGCAUCACAACUUAUUCUUGGACAGCCAGUGAUGGCAGAGACAUACGACCAAGUAACCAUCUACUUCAGCGAUAUUAUCGGCUUCACGAAACUCUCAGCGGAGUCCACUCCACUAGAAGUAGUCGAUCUGUUGAAUGAUUUGUAUACAAGCUUCGACUCUAUUAUAGAGAACUUCGACGUGUAUAAGGUGGAGACUAUAGGUGACGCAUACAUGGUGGUGUCUGGGCUACCAAUGAGGAACGGCAGCCGGCACGCGGCGGAGAUCGCGCGCAUGUCACUAGCUCUGUUGGGAGCUGUGCGAGUUAAGACAGUACCACACCGGCCGGGGGAGAGGCUGCUACUGAGGAUCGGGAUGCACACAGGGCCGUGUGUGGCGGGCGUUGUGGGGUUGAAAAUGCCUCGCUACUGUCUGUUCGGGGACACGGUCAAUACUGCCUCGAGGAUGGAGUCUCACGGCGAGGCUCUCAAGAUACACGUCAGUCCGAAGACCAAGGAGAUACUUGAUUUGUACGAUUGCUUCGAUCUAGAGUGUCGGGGGGAAAUUACAAUGAAGGGAAAAGGAAAAAUGGUAACAUAUUGGUUAAUAGGAGAAAAACCGAAUGAAUCAAGAGACACCGAAAUAAAUUGCAACCAAAUCACUCAAACUAAUCCUAGCAUAACAUUCCAAGGACCUGAUAGUCCCGCUGCUCAUUCUUUAACUCACAGCCAAAGUCCUGAACGUAACGGUACUAAGGAAACCAGCAAGAAUACACCAGAAGAAUUACUGAGUGAAAGAGAUCGUAUUAAACAUGAAAUAGCAACAUUCGUCGCGAAAGAUCUAAUCAAUAACAUAGACAACGCUGUUAAAGAAUUCAGAAAAUCACAGAGCGCUACUUUUAGCUCUUCGCCUGCGAACAAAACUGUCUGCAAUGGAAAUGAAAGAGGCUUAAUAACUCCUACGUAUGAUAAAGAAUUAGUUAUCAGUAAAGGAAAAGUACGUGAUGUUGUGAAUAGAUUUAACAGCGGAGUGAACACAGAAUCUCCAAAUAAUAGCAAAACUAAACCUCUGUAA